AUGGCGUCCGAGGAAAAGAAAUCUGGUGAAGAAAGGUUGGUUAAAACGACAGAGACUAAAGACGCGAAGAAACACCGGGGAAUUCCAGAGGCACUCUUCCUGGUGAGCAUUUACCUCUUCAUAGUCAUGCCCUCCAUUUUUGAUGAUAGUGCGAGUCGCACGUACCGGGAAAUUCCCUCCAUUAGCGCCCAGGGAAUUUUCGUUUCUACCAGUCUCGAACAAACGAAAAUAAACCAGUUCUUAUUCCUGGAAUGUAGGAAGAUGUCGACGAUUUCAUGAAAAAGAGUGGAAAUGAAACUGCAGAGUCUGUUCUUAAAGAUUUAGAUGAGCAACAUCAGAAGUAUAAAUUUAUGGAACUGAAUUUGUUGGCGAGAAAAAAAAGGUACGAACACGUGACUUUUGUGAAUCAUUUUUCAAUUCCUCGGUAAAUUUAAGAUUACCCUUUGGGUUAAUCCCCAAGUUUUCUAUCCUUUUUCAUUUUUGGUUGGAUUGAUUCCUAUCCUUCAGGGCCCAAGCAGUGCUGUAAACCCCUCACCCAAGGGCGUAUUGAGAAAUUUGAUAGGCCUCCACAAUUUUGUCUCCUAUUCCUGAAAAAGAAGGAAGCUGUAUUUUUACCCUCCCAGCAACUAAUCCUUCCAUGUUUUUAUUUUUGGCCACAAAAGUCAUCAUGCACUUAAUUUCCAGUACUAUGCACAACCACCAAUAUUAAAGGGUAACUGAUGGCAAAUUUUUCCCCCUUUUUUUUUUUUAGGUUAAAGAAUCCUAAAUGAGCAAAUAAAUGAUAUGUUGAGCAAAACCAAAUAUUCUACAAUUUUUUUUUAUGCUUCAUCCACGGCAAUUUUAAAAAUGUUUCGAUCCAGGUUACUUGAUGUGAUACAUCAUACAUGUGUAAGACAGAGAAAAGGGCCAUGUUAAGACCUGAAAGUAACAACUUUGCUGCUACAGAGUGGGACAAAAAAGAUUUGUUCCAUUUUUGUACAGGCCACCAUUUAGAGACUAUGAAAUACAAAGUGAGAAAUGAAAUACUUCCUGUAAAAAGAUUGAAUUAUGGAAAUGCGAUGAAUUGCAUAUCUGUAUUCAGAGCUACAGGUAGAUUGAAUGCCAUACCAAACAGCAGUAAAAUAUAAAUAUAUUUUUCCUAUUGACCAUUAUUUAGUCUGUUACUUAUAGAAAUAUUUUUUAGUCCAGGUCAAAAAGUAUUUAAUUUAAGAUUUUGUCUAUUGUAUAUCACUUUCAAGUCCACUGUAUAUCUCUGUCAAGCCCAUCGGUUCUGAAGUGAGUGUGGCAUAAGUGUUAAGUGUUGUUGUGUAUUACAGGGGGUCCUUAUCUGGUUUUGUGAACGAAAUUCUUCUUCCAUGUUCUGGAAAUGUACAAGAUUUAUCCUCUCUUUAUCUCUUUUAACCCUUUAACUCCCAAGAUCUAAUUGUUAAUUCUCCCCUCUAGCUGCUUCACAUUUUCCUUGUAAAUUAGAUUGAGAACUUGGUGCUAGAUCAAGGUAGCAGCUUCUACCUGAUAAAUUCAAAUAUUCUCAUUAUCUGUUUGCUGAAUAAUGUAUGGAUGUUAUGGGGAAAAUGUUCAUGUUAUUCACUUCUGGGAGUUAAAGGGUAAAUGGAGAAUAGUGAGCAGCACAAAGGAAAAACUUCUUGCUGUUGUACCUUUUUGUUUAUUUUUUCCGAUCGGUAAAAAAUAAACAGAGUCAGCAACACAGUUGUGCAACGCAAACAACAAGCUUGUAAUGUUUCUCAAAUUAUGACCUGGACUUUAAAAAAAAAUAUAUAUAUAUUUUUUUUUUACACUUAAGUCAUCCUAAACUGUACCACUCUUAGCCCCAUUGACAUUUACAAUAUGAACAGAAAACAACAGGAUUUCAAGCAAAGAAAAAAAAAACCAGGGAAGGGCUGUGUACUGAUGUUUUAUGGCAUAAUAAUUUACAUGAAAAAAAAUUACUCAGUUCUGCUUGGUUAAGAUAAAUGCAGUUUUCAGGUAAUUCAAUGCAGAAGAGGGUUAAUUCAGUGCAAAGAAAGUAACAAACCAGACAUUCUGGUUGGUCAAUAAUCAAAGAAACUCACAGAUAGCCAAUCAAAUGUGAGCCUUGGAUGUCGCAACAUUUGGCUACGCUGAAAAUUUGUGAGUGAAACAAUGGCCAAUGCUUAAAUAGGUUUUCUUUUGCCUCUGCAACAGCAAUACAGCUGCUGAAAAAAGCUCUAACAACGGAAACAUUAUAAUAAGCACUGGUUGUUGGUUUGGAAAAGUGGUGUUUAGAGAAGGGAAUUGCCAAGGAAAUCAAAAUUGUGAGCCAAUUCAGCUUAACAAAUCGCUCAAGCAAUUCCAUGCCAAAAUUAAAAACAAAGAUAGUUAAACCUCGCAAACAAAAAUUCCAUUCCAUUGAAAGUGAUUUGGACACAGGCUGAACAAUUCCUUGAACUUUUUAGCUGGACUUUGAACUUUUUUGCACCUUAAAUGAAUGAAUUAUUUUUGCACUUGAUGUGCGUGCUUUGCUUCUGUAUAAUUAUGAUAAGUUAUCUGAUAUUUUUUCAUGUAUAAAAUUUACUCAUACUUAUUUAUUCCAAAUUGCACUCAAAAUCAUGUGAUUACCUAUACAAACAAAUGCAGAUGGAUUUAGCCCUCACCAGUUUCCAGCUGAUGAAAAUGAGCAGCCAAAGUGGAUUGUAUUUGUGCAAACAAAAAGAGAACCUAAUAGGUAGUUGAACAACAGGUUCGGGUCCGCACAUUUGCAGCGACCAUUUCACAGGUGAUAACUAUGAAGGAUUCUGUGCAGGAAUAGCUGAAUUUUAGUUCUAAGCUAGUAUUAAAGAAGUCCUCAGUUCUUUCUACUGAAGCGUCUCCUACUCAAGGAUGCUGUACAAUGCAUCUGGGUUCUGCCUGCAGCUGUUCCUCUAUAACAGCCCCCAAAUUUUUAUUUCUCACUUCAUCUACUUCUUGACAACAAAUUUUUUCUACCUCUCUCCACCUUGAUUGGCAGUUUCCACACGGCAUCUUGUAAUAAAAGAAUCAGUAUUAUUAUGAUGUUGAAAAGAAUAAAUAAAGAACACAAGUUGUAUGAUUGGUUUCGCCAAAAUGAACAGUUAUUAGUUCUGUAACUGUCGCAUAUGAGAGAGAUGACUCACACUUUAGGCUAUUAACAAGAUACAAAGACCACAAAAGGGGAAAACUAAGUUAACAAUAAGUUAAUAUUAAGAGAAUGUUCACUUUUAUAUGUAUGAAUGAUUUUUUUGCUGCAUUGUGUUCUACGGUAAAAGCUGAGAAAUCUUUGCCAAAUUCAAUAAAAGAAAAUUCAAAACCGUUACAAAUGUGUCGAAACAUGUAUAUUGUGGAAAACAACUCUUGAGAAUGAAUCCAUCCAAUGCACCUCCACAAGCAUGUAUGUUUAUUUUUCACAGUCUGUGAAAAAUAAGCUUUGGAAGGUGUGUGCGUGUAGCACAAAAACACUUUGCUUCCAUGGAAUUCAAGAGUCUGCACAUUUGGUUUUCUUUACUUGAUUAUUGCUAUAUUCAAUAAGUGACUGAUUUUCAGGUACUUUAUUUACAAGGGUAAUGCACUCACCAUUCUUCUCUUUUCUCAUUAAGACAGCUGCUAUGCAUGGGCUCUUGAUCCUCUUCUGACUCUUGUACUCUAUUUUUGGUUCGUCUUGGCGUUUCAAAGCGCCAGGGCCUGAUUUACCAAACAGGCUCAUAAGCCCUAUCAUUAUUUUCACCUUUUAACUGCCCUCACUUGAACUACUAUCUGCCAUAUUUACUGUGCUAAGUUUACACACAUGCGAUGUAUCAGGUCACAUGAUCAAAUUUGAAGCAUUUAUGGCAGAUGACUCAUGAAGCUGCAAUUACAACAGUUUUUUGAGCCAAAAAAGCCACAAAGAGGCUUUCUAAGUACCUUGUGUCUGUUUCAGUGUGUUACCUGAGGCAUUUAGACAGUAUUCCAAAAAUGUGACCUUUUAAGCUGUCAAUUACCCUUUUUGAAAAUAUGUCACAAAUUAGGAAUCAAUAAAUUUGUUCUAGUACUCACAACCCCCCUCAUAUGCAGUCAAAUUUUAUAACCCUGGAUGGUGAUUUCUUUAAUUGUUCAGUAUUUAGAGGGUUUUUAGGGAGGAAGGUGAGAGAUCCAUGUGGGAAUUUGUCUUCUAUUAGUUGAAAGAAAUUAAGAUGGCUAUCUUGGCUGGUAGUUGGUUGUAGUUUGUUAAGUCAUGCUGAGUGUUAGUUUAUCAAGAUUAUGAGGUGGAAUUUUGAUUUAAAGUUUGUCAUAUUAUUACUACCAAGGGAAACCAAAAAUUUGGUCAUGUAAGCAGGGGUUCAAGUUUUCUGGAUUGGUGUUGAAUUUCAAUUCUGUCAAUAAUUGAUUAGCAAUAAUGAUUUUACAAUUCUUGCACAAUCUACAAUCAUUUUCAUAUUAUUUUCUUUGUUUUAUAAGUGCUUUUGUUUAAGAAAAUUUAGUUUGGGAAGUUUAGUAAAUGUAUUACAUUAUCUUAAAUGCUAUCAAUUGCAAUUUAAAGUUGGGACAUGUUAAUCAGCUAUGCUCUGACACUUUGGCGUUUAUUGAACACUGAUUUUUUCAAAAAGUUUGAGUCAUCAGGUAAGGGUAAAUUUGAGUCAAGGAAAAGUAAAAUUAGUUUGAGUUAACUGAGUUUGAGUUAGCUGAUAGUAAAUAACUGCAGAAAUGGGGUCAAAUCCAAGGGAAAUCAGAUCUUGUUAGCAGUGGGUUUAAGUUGACUGGGUUUAAGUUAGUGUGGCUCUGAUGUAUAUGGCAAACAGCUGAGGGGAGUCUCGCACUUAGAGAAAGGGCAGACUUGAUUAUAAGCUAGUAUUUGGUAAAUGAGUGCAUAUUUCUCUUGUGGUGGAGAAGAUGAUUUAACAUUUCAUGUUGAAUGAUGUUUAUUUCUAUCAAUUUACUUUUCCACUCCACCAGUUUCCCCACUGAUUAUGGUAAACACCAGCAAAUAAGCCACACUUUUUAUCCCAAAAUUUUUGUAUCAAAUCAGGGUUGUAGCUUAUCUGUCAGGAGAAAAUGCCACAAAUUUGCAUCAAGUGACACUAUUCACCAAAAAUUCUGUGCAGUAAACUAUCAAGAACUUCAUAAAAAUAUACAAAGGUGCACGUUCAUUAUUUCUUUUACAAGACUGGUGGCUCCUUAAAAAAAUGUGUUUGUUUAUAAGCAUAUGAUAAUAUUUCUUGCUGUUGAGUGACUUUGCAACCAGUUUAAAGUUGCCUUCCAUGAGUAGCCAAUCAUUACUCAGCAAGAAAUCUCCAUUCCACUGCAAAGCUGCUUUCUGUGUUGCUGAUGGCAAUGUUUGUACUAGGGAAUAAAUGUAAUCUGUAAAUGUCAAUAUAUCUGUUGCUUAAUCAAGAAACCAAGGGGUUAUGUAGCUAGGUAACUGGCAACUCCACAACUUUGCUGCUGUCAUAACAGGAGCCAAGAUGGAUUAAAAGCAACAGAUUCAUAAACAUUUACUGUGCUGUGUUAUCUUGUACAUUGCAGAUUACAAUCCCAAGUUCCAGAUUUGAAUUCAAGUUUAGAGAUGGUCAAAUUAUUAACAUCGAAAAAGGUACUGAAAUGAAACUAUAGGAGUUUAGGAGUUUAGGAGUUUACCCAGUAAAGAAGGUUAAACAGUGGAAAGCAAGUAGCAAAAAAAUAUGUAUAUUUUUUUUGUUUUAAUUCUUUGAGCAUCUCACUUUAGUCUCUUUGAUUUACAUUUUCAUAUGGCAGUUUGCAUUGAUGGUGAAGGCUUUUUCAGGAGUAAAUGUGGCAACAUACAUACAGACUGCUAUGCCAUAUUGAAAAUCAUCUCAAUUUGUCCAUGAAGUGUAUGUUGUGAUUUUACUCCAUAGGAUGGUUCCAAGCCCCUUCAGAGCAGAUUUUUGUUGUCGGAUCAGGUAUAUUGCACUGCAGAAGUUCCACCGACAGAAAAAGUAAUGUUGUGGCUUGGGGUAAGAUGUUAUUUAUUUAUUCUCCUUUGUUCCUUUCUCUUCUCUGUUAGCCUUGAGAUUCUAGUUCUGGUGGGGGAGGGUGGUGGCUUAGAUUUACUCUUUUGGUAGGGUGAACCCAAUUUGUUGUACUGUUAGGGUUUACUGUAUUUCGUUGAAAAAGCACCAGGUGCUUAUUUGAAAUUGCUCAUUUCAAAUUUUGGCUUAAAGCAGGGACACUCAAUUGAGGGGGGGAUUCAACUAACUGUACCUUUAUUUUGGCAAAAUCUUAAAUAGAAAUACAAAACUUAAAAAGUUAUAAAUAAAGAAAUAAAUUGGCAAUAGAAACUGGUCUUUGUUUUACCCCUAUUUGAGAGAGGAGGCAGAGAAGUGCUUGUUUUAGAUUAUGGCAUAGUGAGGAGGGUGCUUAUUAGGGUGUCGGCAGUUAUUCAAUGAUAUACAGAUAUAUAUAUAUUUUUUUUUUACUGUAAUUUGUGAAUGCAAUUAAUGUGGACCAUAGGGGUAAUGCUGGUAUAGGUGAGGUGGGUGAACUUUUCAGGGUAGAUUUACUUGGAAAUAAUGCAAUUGUUACUUGCAAUCAUUGCACAAUACUUGCAUUUGUCAUGACUUUGCCACAAGUCAUGUCAUCUCUGAAUCAUACUUAACUCCUGUAACAUUAGAGGUCACAGUGACCAUUAAUUAGUCCUUUAACAGCCACCCUUGAAUCACACAUUAAGGACAUGAAAAUAUAGGAAAUAAUCACCACCUCAAGAAGCUCUUGAUUGUUAAACAAAUUGCCCUUGGCUUGUAAGCACCUGUAUAGAGAACAUUAUGAAGAAUGUGCAUACUGAUAUUUGGUUGUAAAGGUUUAAAUUAUGUCACAUUUAUAUAUUUUUUUAUUUAUGUUGACUUAAUUUAAAUUCAUAUUACUGUAAUGUCUCUGAUUUUCAACAUGAUAUCUGGAAAUUAAUGUUAAUUAACUUUCAAAACAUUUUACACUCUUCUCAAGAAUGAAGUUGAUUGUCAUUCAGAGUGCAUCAUUAAGUACAAAGAGCUUUGUUGAUACUUACUUGAUUAGGCAAAUGUUAUGUUGGAGUACAGCAUUGAGGAAGCUGGAGCUUUGCUGUCUAAAAACCUGAAUACUGCACAGAAAAACUUGAAGGAUAUUGAAGAUGACUUGGGGUUCCUGAGAGAUCAGUAUACCACAACUGAAGUCAGUAUCCUUCCAAAAAAUACUGUCCUAAGUAGUGUAAAUGGUUGUUUUUAUUAUGGUACAUUUUGUAUCAGCAGGGGUUGCUUGUGAGUGUGUCUCUCCUUCAAACCACGAUUUUAACUUCCCAUGUUAGUGGGGAGCUCUUAUCUGCUUUAGGUGUUAGGAUUCAAAUCUGACAAGAUUUACAAUUUUAACUGGACAUUCAAAUUAUCAUUUUAUCCUGGGGUUGUAAGGAUUUGUACUCAAGGGUGGUGCAUUUGGUGCAGCUCUGUUUUAGUACUACACCCAGUGAAUGCAUGAGUUACUGAACCUAAAGCUAAAAAUACAGUGCUGAUUUCACCACGAGAAGCAUAAAUUUUGUUUGAUAUCAGAAACUGGUUCAACUGCAUAAUUGAAGCAGUUAGGUGUUUGAUGCAUUUCUAGUUUUAGAAGAGCCUAGUGAUGUUUUCAUGUGAGCCCUUUCAUCAGGACCUUAUUGGUUUCUAAAUCUUGCAUUAUCAGCUCUCUCCUUUUAUUUCUAGAUUGUAACUAUCCCAGUUUUUUUACUGAGAUCUGCUUAACUGGGCUGAAGUAUUUUUUUUUCAAUACAACAUGCCAGUCAUGUGACUGGGAUGGAAUUUGAGAGGUGAUUCCUUGUUUAUAUUCAUGACAAAGCCAACAUUCAUCAUAUGAAUAGUAACCAUGCAGAAAUCUCAGCUUGUCAGCUGAAAGGGAUGAUUGGUUUACUUGCCCUCUUGCAUGUGCUUGCUUCCAUGUGCUUGAAAUAUGACAAUGCUAUGCUACCCAGGGUGGCCUGGGGGUCAAUUUUCUUUGAGGAGUUCUUGAGUCUGACAAUCCAUAUGAAUGUUGUGAAGUCGUAUUCCUUCACUUGUAUUUAGACAUGGCUAGAGUGUACAACUGGGAAGUCAAGAAGAGACAAGCACAAAAAGUUCAGUCAGAAAAAUAGCUGCAUCCUACACAGUCCUUAAUUAUCUUUAUUUUCAUUAUCAUUAUUAUUAUAUAAUUAUUGUCCUUGUUAUUAUUGUCAUUUGUUAUGUUUGUGUAUUUAAUUUUACCUUUUUAAAAAUAAAUUUGAGGCCUACAUCUCGCCUGGUACAAUAUACAUAUUUGAUAGAAUUUUACUACCCCACCCUCCCAGCCUAUCCCUUGUGUGACAAACUCAAGGUAAAUCUUCCUUUGGUAUCACAAUCAAUUGGUAAUAUUGUCUCUCAGUCAAUAACCCCAAUUUCUCCUUGGGCAAGGACCCAAUUGCUUAGGAGUCUCCAAUAAUAUUUUAG
Pocillopora meandrina is the source of this 8405-nucleotide messenger RNA. Lineage: Eukaryota; Metazoa; Cnidaria; Anthozoa; Scleractinia; Pocilloporidae. The record is from the annotation of a GenBank genome assembly.